Messenger RNA from Choloepus didactylus (southern two-toed sloth), 927 nucleotides. RefSeq names its product olfactory receptor 4S1-like. Gene Ontology annotation, biological process: G protein-coupled receptor signaling pathway. The record is from RefSeq and is a predicted model, not a curated record. Gene Ontology annotation, cellular component: membrane. Gene Ontology annotation, molecular function: olfactory receptor activity; G protein-coupled receptor activity. NCBI's taxonomy places the organism in Eukaryota, Metazoa, Chordata, Mammalia, Pilosa, Megalonychidae.
AUGGGCACCAAGAACAACGUAACUGAGUUUGUUCUGUUUGGCCUUUUCCAGAGCCGGGAGAUGCAUGCAUGCUUUGUGCUAUUUUCCCUCUUCCAUGGUCUCACUGUCCUGGGGAACCUUCUGGUCAUCUUCACCAUCAAUGCCAGCAAGACCCUGAGUGCUCCCAUGUAUUUCUUCCUCAGCCAUCUGUCUUUUGCAGAUGUGGGCUAUCCAUCUGCUACCACACCCAAGAUGAUCACUGACACUUUGGUGGAGCACAAGACCAUCUCAUUCAAAGGCUGCAUGGCCCAGCUCUUCUUUGCACACUUCUUUCGUGGCACAGAGAUCUUCCUCCUCACAGCCAUGGCCUAUGAUCGCUAUGUGGCCAUCUGCAAGCCCCUGCACUACACAACCAUCAUGGAUCAGCGGAAAUGUGCUCUACUGGUGGAAGCUUCCUGGGUGGCUGGCUUCCUGCAUUCCAUCCUGCAGAUGCUCCUCAUGGUCCAGCUGCCCUUUUGUGGGCCCAAUGAGAUAGACAACUUCUUCUGUGACGUGCACCCCCUGCUGAAGCUGGCCUGUGUGGACACCUAUGUGGUGGGGCUCAUUGUGGUGGCCAAUAGUGGCAUGAUCUCUUUGGUCUCCUUCCUUGUCCUCAUCAUCUCCUACAUGGUCAUCCUACUGAACCUGAGAAGCUGGUCAUCCAAGAGCCGGCACAGGGCUCUGUCUACGUGUGGCUCACACAUCAUCACUGUCCUUUUGGUCCUUGUGCCUCCCAUGUACAUGUAUAUCCGUCCCUCCACCACCCUGGCUGCUGACAAACUUGUUAUCCUCUUCAACAUUGUGAUGCCACCCUUGCUGAACCCUCUAAUCUACACGCUGAGGAACAGUGAGGUGAAAAAUGCCAUGAGGAGACUGUUCAGGGUCAGGAGGCACUUAGGAGAGAAAUGA